Perkinsus marinus ATCC 50983 is the source of this 1684-nucleotide messenger RNA. RefSeq lists its product as hypothetical. NCBI's taxonomy places the organism in Eukaryota, Perkinsozoa, Perkinsida, Perkinsidae. Gene Ontology annotation, molecular function: protein binding; snoRNA binding. The record is from RefSeq and is a predicted model, not a curated record. The transcript has 13 exons. Gene Ontology annotation, cellular component: small-subunit processome. Bases 1 to 1602 code for a protein of 533 amino acids.
AUGGCCAUCCAACGGAACAAACGGAGGCGUCCGCAGCCUGCCGUGUCUUCCCCAGAUGAUGCUGGGUCGAUCUCCUCCGAUGACGAGGAGAACUUGCCGGCCCCUCCUAGUGAAGACGAUGAGGACGACUUCUUCGCACAAGAGACCCCUGACGAGAAGAGGGUUCGCCUCGCGAAGGCGUACCUAGCCGAAUUGGAUGCAGCCCGUGGUAGUAAACCCGAGGAUCAUGCUGCUGCUGUUGAUGCAGAACCAAGUGCCUCGAUGGAUGAGGAGGAUGAUAUCGAUAGGAUGCUAAAUGAGGAACUGAAAGUAAAGUCAAAGAGACAGCGGUAUAAGAUAGCCGAGUCCCUUGCGGUCAAGGAGGGCAGUAUUACCUUUGCGAAGGGCCACAAAUGCUCACCUACGUGUGUCGCUAUGAAUGCAUCUGAGGACAGGGCCUAUUCGGGUGGGAUGGACUGUGCUAUCAUCCAGUGGGACCUGGCUACUAUGAAGAAAAUCGUCGUAUACCCGGGCAACAGGAACGAUUUCAAGUGCGGUGGACAUUUCCAGAAGGUUACUUCGGUUUGCACUGGUGAUGCGGUCGGACAUCCAGAGCUACUGUGCUCGGUCAGUGACGACAAGACAUUGCUUUUGUGGGACGUUAGAGCGCCUAAUAAAGGAAGCGUCCAGCGCCUUCUUGGUCAUCAAAGCGGUAUAGCAUCGGUGGUAUGUGCAGAGGCAUCGCCUCAGGCCGCAGGGGAGGGGAUGGGAGGUGCACAGACGAGCUACUCGGGGAGCAAGAUAUUCACUCUGGGAGGGAAGGAUAAGGCGUUGAAAAUCUGGCAUCUGGACUCUGUUUUCUCGGGCCGAUACGUGGACAGUCAAUACGGUCAUACCAACAGCGGCACAUGUAUGGACAUACUGCAAGGGGACAGGCCCGUGACUGGUGGAGCUGAUAGCACAGUGCGGUACUGGAAAGUCGCCAACGAUACGCAUAUGCUUUUCAACGUACAUAAAAAGGAAGGGUAUGGAUCAGUUGAUGCUGUAUCACUGUUGGAUCCAGAGCAUAUCCUGGCUGGUGGACAGGAUGGAGGUCUCACAUUGUGGGCUACUAAUAGUCGAAGACCGGUCGCUAGUGUGGAGGCAGCACAUGGUGCUAAGCAACUACUGAAGGGAAGAGAGGAUGCCGCUGACGGCGAUGAAAGCGAUGAUGAAGAGGACUUCGACUUCACCAAGGCAGCGACAGUGCAGCAGCAGCAACAGCAGUCUACUAUUGCUUCGGAUGGCAAGGCGGUGGAUCGAUCAGUGGCAGCACCUUGGAUUUCCUCACUAGCGUCUAUAAGAUGCAGUGAUGUUGCCUUCUCUGGCUCCAACGAUGGCCUUAUUAAUGUCUGGAGAACCAGCGCGGCUACGAAGGGCAAGAUGAACUUGGACUUGGAUAGAAGGAUCAAGCUGCCUAUCAAGGGAGGGUGGAUCAAUCAGAUGGCAGUCGGCAGCACUGGAAGAGUCCUAGUAGCAGCAAUUGGGCGGAAUCAUCGUCUUGGUCGAUGGGACACCAAGCCGGGUCGGGACGGCCUUGCUAUUGUUAGACUAGAGCACGAUGGUCCCAGUCAUACUGUGUGAUGAUGGGAGAGGUAUAGGGAUGUCUGCUGCUCACCAACGUAUUGUUCCUCGAACGUCUAUGAUGUAUUCAACAUUUACCACU